CCAGCCCUAAGACGACCAAGACGAGGCAACGCACUGGCGGCGGCGAUGGCUGCCGCAGCGGGUUCUGGCGGCGGCAGCAGCAGCAGCAGCAGCGGGGAGGAGAAGACGAUCGUGCUCGUCAGCUCCGACAUCAGAGCGCGCUUCGAGGUGAGGGAGGCGGCGGCGUUGCUGUCGAAGACCGUGCGCCGCAUGAUCGACGAGGCCGGAGCCGACGCUAGCGGCGACGACGGCAUCCUGCUCCCCGAAGUCGACGCGAAGACCCUCGCCAAGGUGCUCGAGUACUGCAACAAGCACGCCCCCGCGGGCUCGAGCUCUUCCGCGGCGGAGGAGGACCUAGAGCGCUUCGACAGGGAGUUCAUGCACGUCGACUUGGGCACGCUCUACUCGCUCACCACGGCCUCUAGUUACCUCAAGAUCGAGGGCCUGCUGAACCUCACCUGCAAGACCAUCGCCGACAUGAUCAAGGGCAAGACGCCGGAGCAGAUCAGAAAGAUGUUCGGGAUGACGAACGAAUUGACAACCGAGGAGGAGGAUGAGGUGCGCCGCGAGAAUACCUGGGCCUUCUAGUGUGGUUGCCAUGGCCCCCUGCUCUCUGGAUGAUCUACGAUCCUGCGCAGCUAUCAUCAGUUCAUCACAGUAUAAUAUAGGAGUACGUAGAUCGCUUGUUCUAGUUAGUCCGUUCGAUUUGCAGUUUCAUCUCAGUUGUCCAUUAGUUGAAGAUACAGACAUGUAGAGGCUAGUAAUGGUGUGUUAGUUAUACUUAAAUCAAAUGAUCAAAUCUAGUAACUUUAGUUUAUUUAGAGUAUCA
Messenger RNA from Sorghum bicolor (sorghum), 808 nucleotides. Its product is annotated as SKP1-like protein 1A. The coding region runs from base 46 to 567 and encodes 173 amino acids. The record is from RefSeq and is a predicted model, not a curated record. Gene Ontology annotation, cellular component: cytoplasm; nucleus. Lineage: Eukaryota; Viridiplantae; Streptophyta; Magnoliopsida; Poales; Poaceae. The transcript has a single exon. Gene Ontology annotation, biological process: SCF-dependent proteasomal ubiquitin-dependent protein catabolic process. Gene Ontology annotation, molecular function: cullin family protein binding.